CCAACUUUUAUCCACACCACCAGAAACCCACCUCUUCCAGUAACAAUCACAAUGUCGUCUCUGUGUAAGACACGGCUUCAGGAGGAGCGCAAGCAGUGGAGAAAAGAUCAUCCUUUUGGUUUCUUUGCAAAACCCUGCAAGUCCCCGGAUGGAGGCCUGGAUUUAAUGAAUUGGACCGUUGGUAUCCCAGGCAAACCAAAGACACCAUGGGAGGGUGGUCUGUAUAAGUUGACUAUGAUAUUCCCUGAAGAAUAUCCCACCCGUCCACCAAAAUGCAAGUUCACACCGCCUCUGUUUCAUCCAAACGUAUAUCCCUCAGGCACUGUGUGUCUCUCAAUCCUGAACGAAGAGGAGGGAUGGAAGCCGGCCAUCACCAUUAAACAGAUCUUACUGGGUAUACAAGACCUUUUGGACGAUCCCAACAUUGCUUCUCCAGCUCAAACGGAAGCAUACACCAUGUUCAAAAAAGACCGGACCGAGUACGAAAGACGAGUUCGUAUUCAAGCCCGGGAAAAUGCCGCCUAGGGGGAAAACCUUGGCGUUUGCACGAAUUCCGUUCUGUUCCUAUUCUUUUUCUUUUCGUCGUUAUUUUUUGCUCCUACUGCUGCCGUACGGGUUAUCAUAAAUCGAUCCCACAACUAUCAUUCCCUUGUCAUACCAUGAAUAGAGACAGAAUUAGUGAGAGGGCAGCGAGGGAGCGGGACAACUAAGUUGGAUCUUAUUGGGGG
Messenger RNA from Schizosaccharomyces japonicus yFS275, 728 nucleotides. RefSeq names its product SUMO conjugating enzyme Hus5. Lineage: Eukaryota; Fungi; Ascomycota; Schizosaccharomycetes; Schizosaccharomycetales; Schizosaccharomycetaceae. The transcript is spliced from 5 exons. Gene Ontology annotation, molecular function: SUMO transferase activity; ligase activity; SUMO conjugating enzyme activity. The coding region runs from base 52 to 525 and encodes 157 amino acids. Gene Ontology annotation, biological process: protein sumoylation; DNA repair. The record is from RefSeq and is a predicted model, not a curated record. Gene Ontology annotation, cellular component: SUMO ligase complex; chromosome; nucleus.